This is a messenger RNA of Cygnus atratus (black swan), 3780 nucleotides long. It is a transcript of the gene HDAC10, whose product is annotated as histone deacetylase 10. The transcript is spliced from 21 exons. Bases 104 to 2149 code for a protein of 681 amino acids. The record is from RefSeq and is a predicted model, not a curated record. Lineage: Eukaryota; Metazoa; Chordata; Aves; Anseriformes; Anatidae. Gene Ontology annotation, molecular function: histone deacetylase activity. Gene Ontology annotation, cellular component: histone deacetylase complex. Gene Ontology annotation, biological process: chromatin organization.
CUUCCGGCAUCUCCGGGGGCCGGCGGCGAGGCGGGGGCUGCCCUCGGCCCGCCCCGAGCUGCCGGGGCGCUGGAGCCGCGGUGUCCGGGGAGCUGCGUGCGCAAUGGCUUCAGGAACAGCAUUGAUUUAUGACGAGGAAAUGACCAGUCAUAAGCUACUUUGGAAUGAUCCUAUCUGUGAUAUCGAAGUGCCAGAAAGACUGUCAGCCUCCUAUGAGCAGCUUCAGUUUUACCAUCUUGUGGAAAGAUGUGUCCAUGUGCCUGCCCGAGAAGGAACUGAAGAGGAGAUCCUGUUAGUUCACAGUUCAGAACACUUGGAAGUUGCAAAAAGCACGCAGACAAUGGAUGAAGAGGAACUGAAAAGAGUGUCUGGGAAUUAUGACGCUUUUUUCUUUCAUCCGAACACUUACCGCUGUGCCAGACUAGCAGUGGGAGCAACUUUGCAACUAGUGGACUCUGUGAUGUUAGGAAAAGUGUGCAAUGGAAUGGCAUUAGUAAGACCUCCAGGUCACCACAGUCAGAGAAAUGCAGCUAACGGGUUCUGUUUAUUCAACAACGUUGCUAUUGCAGCAGAAUACGCAAAAUUGAAAUACGGUAUACAAAGAAUCCUCAUUGUUGACUGGGAUGUGCACCACGGGCAAGGAACUCAGUAUAUAUUUGAAGAGGAUCCAAGUGUUUUGUAUUUUUCCUGGCAUCGCUACGAACAUCAAGAAUUCUGGCCAUCACUCAAAGAAUCUGAUUAUAAUGCUGUAGGUUUGGGAAAAGGAAAAGGCUUUAAUAUAAAUUUGCCUUGGAAUAAGGUUGGGAUGGGAAAUUCAGAUUAUCUUGCUGCAUUUUUUCAUGUGUUGCUUCCAAUGGCUUUUGAGUUUGAUCCUGAACUGGUUCUUGUCUCCUCUGGAUAUGAUUCAGGAAUUGGAGACCCGGAAGGGCAGAUGAAUGCCACUCCUGAGGUUUUUGCCCACCUUACCCAUUUCCUGAUGCAGUUAGCUAGUGGAAAACUGUGUGUCAUCCUAGAGGGUGGAUACCACCUGAAAUCCUUGUCUGAAUCAGUCUGCAUGACUGUAAAAACUUUGCUUAGAGAUCCUAUACCUCAAGUAACUGGAGAAAUGGCCCCUUGCCUAAGUGCUAUUGAAUCUAUUCAGAAUGUGAGAGCAGCACAUAAACCCUACUGGAAAUGGUUGAUGUAUGAAGACACAUCAUUUUUGCAUAAUUUGAGCACCAAGUCACACUUACCAAAGACGACUAAUACCAAUCCCUCUACAGACCACGAAGAUAAGAUAACUAACAACAGUGAAGCUGUCAAAAUAGAAAGAUUUCUGGAAUUGCACAUGAGAAAUAUUCUAUUUCCAGUGCCUCCCAUCAGAACAGCAACAACUGAGUCAAAAGCUUCAUCAUACUUGCUCCCAGCACCUGUUUGUGUGGUGAAGGAAAUGGACAAAAAUGAAGUGAAAUCUCUUGCCAGUGACUUUUAUGCAGACCUUGUGAACGAGGACAAAACCUUGCACUCUCUUGGCAGUAUGUUGGCCAUCCUAGAUAAAAUACUAAAGAAGGAGGUAUGCAAUGGAAUUGCAGAUUCACCCACAGCUUCUGUUUCUGUUGGUGUAGCACUAAGAUAUUCUGUUCAUUUUGGAUUUCAAAGAGUGCUUUGCAUAUUUGUUGGAGACAUGCAGAUCAUACCGAACACAGAAGAUGGAAAAGUACUUGUGAUAAAUGUUUGCGAGAAAGAACAAUCUGGAAAGAUCGGCUCUAAAUACUUUAUUUCUCUGAACUGGAAAGAGGAUGCUGACAGGAGUGACUUCUUUUCUGCUGUACUUGGAUUCAUUCUUCCUGUAGCAUACAGUUAUCAGCCCAACUUGAUAGUAAUAGCUGUUGGACCAAACAGGAGCAUUGGAAUAAGUGGAAUUUCUCUUCUUUUUGGUUUACUACAAGGACUAGCAGAAUCUCGAAUUCUUGCAGUGAUCGAGGACACAGAUGUAAAUCUAAUGCAAAGUGUAGCCAAAGCACUAGCAGGUGCUUCUGUGCCUCACAUUGGAGCUUAUGUACCUCCCACCCAAGAAAAAGUACAUAAAAUAAAAAUAUUAAAAGACCAACUUCAGCAGGAAUGGAAAAUGCUUCAGUGCUCAGUGAAGGAUGGGAUUUCAAGUAAUUGACUUCAAUUUAGAACCGUAUUACCCAACAGAAGAAAAUGUGUCACUAUUAAUUUUGCCUUUUAAAAUCAUCGGGGGAAAAAAUGGUUGAUCUCUAAACAGAGUAAGAACCAUUCACAAUUGUCUACUGUUUUUAAAAUACUUAAAAUUCACAAUUUCAACUAGAGCAUUGCGCUUGUAAAUUCUAUACCAGCACCAAUUAUGCAAGACUGACACUUGAAGCCUACCUACUCCCAUGCUUCAUUGCUACAAAUUGGCACCUGUGUCAUUUGUGACUGCAAAGUCUGAUUGCACAUGCAGUAGCUUGACUGUAUGAAUGCUAAAGUAGUCCAGAAGACAGGAAUCUGAAAUGAGCAAUCAUACAAGCCAAACAUUCCAAAAUUACUCAACAUCAAAAUGCUUGCACUGCUGCCACUACCACCAUUUCAUUGGAAUGGAAGUUUAAAUGUAACAACAAGUCCUUUGGAUUCAUGAAUUUUUCCUAUGACUUAAAGGAUUCACCAAAUACAGUCUGUUCUUUAAUUUCUCUGGUCAGUCAGUUGCAGGAAGUUAAGAAAGAAAAGCAGCUACACAGCGAUAGUUUCCUAGAUCAUACCUGUGUGGUUGAGACUAAAUUUGAUUUCCUGAACUAUAUAGGGCAUGUGGAAAAAAAUAUUUUGCACAUAUAAAAUUACAAAUACAUAAUUGAAUAAAGCAGUGUAAAGAUUAAAAUAAAGUUUACAACCUGUAUACAUACUGUAAAUAUUCUGUGGAUAGGGGACUUCAUUCUACCCUCAUUUCAAAUGCAAAUUAUCUCUAUACAGCAAAUAAAAAGCAACACCCCACCCCCCAAUUUGGUAGUGGCCUAGGGGUAACAUCAUGUGAAUACUCAAAAUUAUUUCCUCAGGAAGUUUAUUUAGCCAUAAUGUGUCUCGUUUUCCAGCGUUCCAGGUACAUUUUGUACUCAUUUUCAGGAGCAUUUUUCUGUGAUUAUGACUUCAAUAAUGUAAACUUUUGCUUUGAAACACUUAAAAUUUUGUCUAUGCAUAAUUAGACAGGAUUCCUACAAUUGUUGCUACUGGGGUCAACUACAUAUCAUUUGAAUAAUUAGGUCAGUCUUCACAGUCCUGUUUUUAGAACUGUUGCAAGUGGCACCCUUCUAGUUCACACUGGUUUUUCAAUUAUGCUGAAUGGGAAAUGACAUUUAAUACUUGAAAAUUUUUGAAAUGGAAAUUAUUUCGGAAGAGACUAAAAUUUAUGUCAAACAUUUUCACGAGAGAAAGUUGAAGAACACAAGAUGUCCUGUUUCAGUUCAGAAUUUCUUUAAAAUAAACUGAAGUUCUUUUUGGAGUUUGAAGUUACUCUGAAUUGAAAUCUGAAUUAGGUUAUGAUAUGUCAAAAUGGGCUAGGUGGGUAUCUGCCUAACUUGGGCUUCAAAAACUUCUAAAAAAUAGAAGCAUUGUAAGUGUAUUCUUCUCCCUUCUACUCCCCUGGAGAAAAAAAAUCUGUGACAAUUCAGCAUUUCUGAGGAAAAAGCAUUUUUCCCAACUGCCUUCAUUAACUCUUGAAUUUCUAUUGUCAGUCAUGAGUGUUGUAUUUUGUUACACAUAUUUUUAAGAUGUCUAUCAAAUUUAAUAAAACGUGAAUUAAAGGGC